Messenger RNA from Dermochelys coriacea (leatherback sea turtle), 2144 nucleotides. RefSeq names its product telomeric repeat binding factor 1 (gene TERF1). Gene Ontology annotation, molecular function: protein homodimerization activity; telomeric repeat DNA binding. Gene Ontology annotation, cellular component: nucleus; chromosome, telomeric region. The coding region runs from base 215 to 1222 and encodes 335 amino acids. The transcript has 10 exons. Lineage: Eukaryota; Metazoa; Chordata; Testudines; Dermochelyidae. Gene Ontology annotation, biological process: telomere maintenance. The record is from RefSeq and is a predicted model, not a curated record.
CUCCGCAGCGGGAGUGUUUGGGGGCGUUAAAUGGAAGCAAGCUGAAGCCGGGGUUUGCGAGGCAGAAGAGGCGGAGCCUGCGCGAGGAGCACGCGCGUAGUGGUGACGUCGUCCCGCCAGCGCUGCGGUUACUGGCGGCGCGAGGCCAGACGUUGUUGGCGCGCGGCUUUGAAAAUAUAACGCGGAGCGGCCGGGAGCGCGGCCCCGCGGGGAGAUGGACGUGGAGGGCUCGGGCUCCUCCGGCGCCCCGGUGUCCUGCGAGCUUUUCGCGGAGACAGAGGCCGUUGCCGCGGGCUGGAUGCUGGAUUUCACCUGCUACGCGCUGUGCCGGCACUUCCGGGAGGGGCGUACACGGGACUUCGAGCGGAGCCGGGACACGGCGCAGGCUAUUAUUAAUGGCCUGUCCAAAAUAGCUACUCAUCAGAUGAAAACUGUGUAUCUGUGUCAGUUUUUGACACGAAUUUCAGAAGGAAAAACACUUGGUCGUUGCUUUGAAAGUGAUCAGAGAAUUUCACCUUUGGAAUCUGCUCUGUCAAUUUGGAAAUUGCUUGAAGAACAACAAAACAAACCAGACAAUCUGCAUGAAGAUAUUCAUCGCUUAAUUUUGAUUCAGGCUGUAGCCGUCCACCUAGAGAAAGGAUACUUUAAGGAAGCUACAGAAGUCCUUAAAAGACUAUCUUCAGAAUCUGAAUCGAAUAAGGCUUUAAGAAUGAAGCUGGCCUUAAUAAUUAAUGGGAACGAUCCAGAUCUGCCUUUCUUCCAGAGCUUCAGUUAUAAUCUCUUGAUCGAUAAAAUCAAGUCUUACAUUGAUGUUUUCUUGAAAGAAAACUCAACAAACUUUCUAAUCAAGGCAGCCACAAAAGAGGUGGAGACUAAAAGAUUGGAAGCAACAAUGUCUCACAAUAAACCUGGAAAUACUAUUGAAACAAAUAAUGAAAGUAAUUUGGAAACAGAACAAAGUAAUCUAGAAGAUCAGAGAAGUAUUGCAAAUGAAUCAUCAGAGAAUGCAAGAGAACAUCUAAAAAGAUCACGCAAACACCUUUAUUCCUUAGCACAGCACACCCUCUGGAAGCUAGAAAAUGUGCCUUCUAAUAGGAUAACAAAACACAAAAAUACCAGUUGUCUUCAAAGUCUCAGUGAUUUGCAGAACAUUGAAAAUGAUGGAAAAUCUCUGUCUCACAGGCCAAUUCGCCGAAAGAAGCAGCCACUGCUUAAACCCUGAGAAUUCUUACAUUCUCUUGUGUGAUCCAGCGGAAUAGAAGGUAAGUGAAAUCAGAGCUUGGUGUUUUAUGUUAAAACUACUUAACAAAAAGCAUUCAGACUCCCAAAAAUUGAAAUAUAUCUUCCAUUCUUACCCAUCGGCACCCAGGCCAUCUCCAGAACAACGAUGGUUGCCAGUAUUCAUAGCUGGAGGCUGGCAAGCUACGCACACAGUAUACCCCUCUCGUAGAUACUGCAUCCAGCGGGCAUAUGGCCGAUUCUCCACAGUGCAAUGGUGAGAGAGUGAUUCAGUUUUAAAUUCCACACAAUAUCUGCAUGCGGGUGGGGAAAAAAUAGUACCACUUUAACUGGCUUUAGUAUUGAUGAGCAUAACUUUGUCAGACAUUAGGAUAUGAAUCACUUUUAUGCCAUAUCCGUGCAUCAUAUAAAAAGUAUAGUGAUACAGAGCUUAGGAAAGAGAUUGCUGAACAGUGGCUAAGUUGCACACCCUUUCAGCCACGACCAAACUAUGGACCUUGGUUCUGACAUUGAGGCACAGCCCAAACAUGACAUAAUGUACAAAGUUUCUUAUAUUGGGAUGAAACACUUUAGUAGGAUACAGUCUCCCAAUCACUCCUAUUUUUAAUCUAACGGUGAAAGAUAAAACUCAAUGUAUGACUAAUUGUUUUCAGAAUGCCUACUGGUUUCAUUGGCCCAGGGUAAACCGAGUAGGAUAGAGCAUUAGACACAGUGACAGAGCUGAGUUGAUCAGAUCUGUGAGCUACAUAUUUGUACAGCUUCUGCCACACAGCCCUAAUAGAGCAGCCCUUGGGACUAGAACUUUCUGCCAAUUUUGUUUAUGCAGCGAUCUAUGUAUAAUUUCUCAGGCUACUCAUAGUUACAUAUUUACUUGACUUUGUGUUAGCUUUAUUUAUUCUUUUUUU